GCGAGUCUUGCCACAUUCAGCUGAUUCCAUUCACAGAACCCUAAGUCUGUGUGUAGACCUUCGGCUCAGAGCGAAAAAAGGCCGCUCACACUCUGGUCCAUGUACCAAGAAUCAACCUUGAGCCCCACGCCCUCCGACCUUUAGCCAUGGAUGUGGACCAGCGAACCUGCCGUACCAACACGGAAGAAGAGGAGAAGGCCCAUUUCAAGCGAAUCCUCAAUGCCCUUCAGGCUUACAAGAACGACUCAAUGACCCGACUAAGUCGGACCCGUCAUCAUUUUAGUCAACUCCCCGCCCAUCAACACGCCCUGCUCACCCAAUUAGCCUACCCAUCUCAGCUCGACCGUUUGGCCGAGUUGAUCGAUCAAAACCAUCAGGUCAUCACGGAGAUGAUUGCGGAUGCGGCGUCCAUGUUCUUAAAUGUGGAUCCUGAUCCGGAGCUGGUCCCCAGGGGGAAAUCUUCGCAGGUAUCCACUCGUCCCGAAGAUAUCGAGAAGAUUCACUCCACAUUGAAGCAGUUCGCGCGGGAUUGGAGCCAGGAAGGGGCUAAGGAGCGACAACAGGCCUAUAUGCCCAUCAUUGAAGAGCUCCAAGAGGCCUUUCCCGAGAAGCGCGGGGUCAAGAUCUUGGUGCCUGGCGCUGGGCUGGGUCGUCUAGCCUUUGAUAUUGCGCAAGCUGGCUUCGACUGUCAAGGCAACGAGUUCAGCUUGUUCAUGCUGUUCGCCUCCAAUUUUGUGUUGAACAAAUGCCGAACCGUGGAGUGCUACACCAUUUACCCGUGGAUCCAUAAUUUCACCAAUAACAUGAGCAUGCAAGACAUGGGUCAGGCCGUGAGCUUUCCGGAUGUGAACCCCAAUGAAAUCCCCGAUGAAGUGAACUUCUCCAUGACGGCUGGGGACUUUUUGGACGUGUACAGCGACCCUGAAUAUCGAGAGAGUCAAGAUUGCGUGGCCACGUGCUUUUUCUUGGACUGUGCCAACAACAUUCUCGAUUUUAUUGAGCUCAUUCACAAGAUCCUGAAGCCCGGGGGACGGUGGAUCAACCUUGGACCACUUUUGUACCAUUUCUCGGACAUUCCCGGCGAGUUCAGUAUUGAGCCCAGUUAUGAUAUCGUCAAAGGAGCCAUUCAAAGCUCGGGAUUCGAGUUUCUCAAGGAGAAAACCGGCGUCAAGGCCAAUUACACUCAAAACGUCCAAUCCAUGUUACAGUAUGAAUACAGAUGUGUCUUUUU
Tigriopus californicus is the source of this 1231-nucleotide messenger RNA. RefSeq names its product carnosine N-methyltransferase-like. Lineage: Eukaryota; Metazoa; Arthropoda; Copepoda; Harpacticoida; Harpacticidae. Gene Ontology annotation, molecular function: S-adenosylmethionine-dependent methyltransferase activity. The record is from RefSeq and is a predicted model, not a curated record.